AAUUCGAUGAACCAACGACACAUGGCGAUUUUCGAAAAUAUUACUGAAUUAUGUCGAGCGAGCUGGCAUCGUUUGUCAGCUUAUUAACAGACUCGGAGCAGAUGUCAUCAAGUCAAAUCGAUGCACCAAACGAUGUCAUUUGCAGAGUUGUAUUGUCUGAUAUUGUUCAGAAAAUCCUUUGACUGGAUGGAAGUGCCUUCUAGAAGAUCCGUAAGAGGUUGAGAAGGAGCUGCUAGUUUUGGAAAGCAUAAGGAAUAUAUAUCAAUGAUGCCUCUUGUUUGCAAAGGUCGUUGAAUAUAUCUCAAUGGUAUUGUUAACCCACACUGUCAAGUCCUCAAGCUACAACAUGGGUAAGAAGAAUCGACUGAAAUCUCACCGAGAAUCGGUAGUUAAUGGCUCUGAAUCUUCAGAAGAAAGUUUCGUAGGACAAGGUUGUCCUCACGUAAACAAGGCUGUGAAUUUUGCAGCUAUGAAGAAAUCAUUGCUGAAGGAAAAAUUUGGAAUUUGCAAAGACUGUCCCAAGAAGACUGAGAAUAAGAAAAUUUCCGACACUUCACUGGCUGUAAACGGAGAUGAUUACGAAGGAACAUUGUGGGUUUGUCUUCUAUGUGGAAAUCAGGGCUGUGAUCGAAACUCCACCAGUAAACAUGCUUUGAAACAUUAUGAAAAUUCUCAUUCAUGUCACUUCAUUGUCAUUAACACAACAUCGUGGACUGCAUGGUGUUACGUAUGUGAUGAUGAAGUACCUGUUGAAAAAAAUAAAAAAAUUAUGGAGUGUUUAGAUUUUCUGAAGAAAGAAGCUGGUAUUUCUAAUUUAGAUUCUGUUCAGAAAGAUUCUUCGUUGCAGUCACUCAAUGAUAGCAAACGGAACAAGACCAAAACAGCUUCAAAGUUAACAAACAGUGCAUUGAAUGUACGAAUCAAGGGUAUCAGUAACCUGGGCAACACAUGUUUUUUAAAUGCUGUGCUUCAGAACUUGAGUCAAACCCAUGGUCUGGAAACCAUUUUAAAAGAUGUCAACAAGAAAAGUGCUUUGAGACUUCCUGGUUGCCAACCUAUAGAAACAGAUAGUUGCUCGGAUAUUUCAGACGACAAUUCCGAUGAGGAAAAUUCCAAAGAUAACACACAGCGAAUAGCUAGAAUCAGCUCCCUUGUAUGGCGGAUGUUUACAAAAGAACGAAGAAGUUUCAGAGCAGAGAUUACAUCAGGAAUCCCUGCAAACGGCCCCAAAAACCAGGAACUACGCUCUGAACUGCCUCCGAUUGACAUUGGCAUCACAGAUGCUGGGCCACUCACGCGGUCUCUCCUUAAAUUCUUACACGAUAUGUCAAAUUCUUCUUCAAACAAUUCUGUCAUCCAUCCUGACACCCUUUUUGGCCAGAUUUGUAAAAAAGCUCCACGUUUCAAAGGCUUCCAACAACAAGACAGCCAUGAGUUGCUUCACACUCUUUUAGACGUUAUGAGAACUGAAGAAAUAGAGCGUGCUCACAUGGGUAUCAAGCAUUAUUUUAAGGUGAAUCUAAAUAAAAUUAACAACAAAACACACAGUAAAAUUAAAGAGUAUUGCCGCCAAGCAAAGUACACCUUUAUCGAUCGUCUGUUUGGAGGCCACCUAAUCAGCACUGUCUCAUGUGGCGUCUGCCAACAUAUGUCUCAAAUAUUUGAACCAUUUCUGGAUCUUUCUCUGCCUGUGAUUGAAGAAAAGCCUCUUCGACCAAACCUGUCAGUUGGAACUAAGAAGAAGGAUUCUGCAAAUGGUUAUUCUCAUGAAACGGCACCAGUAGUGGAGAAUGUUGCCAAGCCUAUGAGUAAAUAUGCUGAACGCAAGUUGAAGAGACAGACCAAGAAAGAAAAGCGUAAGAUGAAUAAAGCUCGGAACCAAUUGAGUCAGUUGUCGCUCGAAGAGAAGACCGAAGCUGAGGGGAACGAGAGCAAAUGUGAGCAAGAGAAGGCCAAUAACGAAGAGGAUGAGAAUGGAGAGGAUGAGGAAGAAGAGGAGGAGGAAGUUGAGAAUGAGAAAGAAUCCCAAGAGAAAGCAGAAGAGACGAGGAGUAAUUGUAAAGAAGAUACUUCUGAUGCAGAUAUUGAAGAUAAUAUAGACAAUGAAGGCAACCGUCUCCAAAAUAAGGAGAACAGAAGUAUAUCAAAGAGUAAAUUAGAUGAAAGUUCUGGCUCUUUAAAGAAAGAUUCGGAGAAGGAUGAAGAAUCUACCUUAAAAGAAUCUAUUAGUACAAACCAUGUAGAAAAUUCCUCAGUGGAUUCUUUGCAACAUCCACUGGAAACUCUAGACCAAAACGCUACAUACUGUACAGAAACAGGAAAUAUAGAGAAUAAAAUUAGUUAUGAAACAAAUCGGUUGCCCUCUCUAGAAUUGAAUGAAAAUGUAAUAUCUCGGGGCAGCCUGGACAAAGAUUCUAGUUUGAAUGACAUGGAAGAGGACAGCAAUAGAAUGGCUUCAUUUGACACUUUCUCUUCCAUGGAAAUAGCAAAUCAUACAGAUAGUUCCAUCAAACCAUCUUUCUCUGAUGAGUUGGAGAAAGGAGCUAUUGAAGCUUCGGAAUCGGUGUCCAAAUGCUUCAGUACUGAAACCUUACCGGAGGCGCCAGCCAAAAUGGUAUCCAUUCACGAAGAAAUACAGUGCGAAGGGGAGAACAACUCGCAUGGUUUAGGCCAUACUCUUAGUUCUGUGGCGACAAAAUCGUCAAUGUGUGUUGCUCAGAUGUUAUCAAACUGUAGCCAGGGCCCUCCACUCGCCCAUCCAGAAGAAGGUGACCUCGACGAUCUUGAUGACAAAGAAUAUGUCAACAUGAGUUCAAUCAAACGCCAGGCGCAAGCCAAGUCUAUGUCCACCCUAACACCUCGAUCUCGUUUAACGACCCGCAAGUGCUCCAUCUUGUCAUCUUUACACCAGUUCACAUCGGCAGAACUUCUAACGGGCAAUAACAAAGUACGGUGUAAAAACUGCAGCCAGAGGAAAGAGAAACAUUCUUCAAGUAACAAAAAGGAAGCUAUUUACACAAAUGCCAGUAAGCAGUUCCUUAUAUUUAGACCACCAGCCAUUCUGACACUUCACCUGAAGAGAUUUGAACAGAUUGGUUUCAGUACCCGCAAGGUUAACCGUCAUGUAGAGUUCCCAUUUCUCCUGGAUAUUGCACCAUUCUGCAGUUCAUUGAGUCAGUACGUGAAGGCAGGUCAGAAGAAAGUGCUGUACUCCCUGUACGGCAUUGUCGAACACAGCGGCCGGUUAUCAGGGGGCCAUUACACUGCCUACAUCAAAGUCUGUAAGAACAACCUGAAUAAAGCGAAUAACUUUGUGGCCCAGAAGAGGUUGAAUCCCAAGGAAUACAUCAUGCAGUACAGAGAGUCUCUGUUGAAAGGGGACAGCAACAUCUCUGCUGCCGAGACCGAAGAAGAAGAGGUCGAUCCGGAGAGUUUGGUACCAACUGGGAAAUGGUACCACAUUAGUGAUACCCUUGUUCGAGAGGUGCCAGAAUCACUUGUGGAGAAAGCACAAGCAUACCUCCUUUUCUAUGAAAGGAUUUAUUGACAAUUUUUGCCCGGUUUUCUAAUUUUUUUUUCAAUUAGGAAAAUAAUUAAAAGUAAACAAAAAAAAAAA
Molecule: messenger RNA, 3616 nt
Organism: Octopus sinensis (East Asian common octopus)
Lineage: Eukaryota; Metazoa; Mollusca; Cephalopoda; Octopoda; Octopodidae
Product: ubiquitin carboxyl-terminal hydrolase 45
Exons: 23
Coding region: 305-3547 (1080 amino acids)
Biological process (GO): protein deubiquitination
Cellular component (GO): nucleus; cytosol
Molecular function (GO): cysteine-type deubiquitinase activity; cysteine-type endopeptidase activity; zinc ion binding
Source: RefSeq, a predicted model, not a curated record